This is a messenger RNA of Aspergillus luchuensis, 1668 nucleotides long. It is a transcript of the gene veA, whose product is annotated as sexual development activator VeA. NCBI's taxonomy places the organism in Eukaryota, Fungi, Ascomycota, Eurotiomycetes, Eurotiales, Aspergillaceae. The transcript has 2 exons. The record is from RefSeq and is a predicted model, not a curated record. Bases 1 to 1668 code for a protein of 555 amino acids.
AUGGCUACUAGACCUCCCCUUUCGCCUCCGGUGAACGAGACGGAGCAUUCCGUCAGCCGGAUUACUCGUGAAGGCAAAAGAAUCACAUACAAGCUCAAUGUUAUGCAACAGCCCGAACGUGCAAGAGCAUGCGGUGCCGGCGCCAAAUCAUCUGCGGACCGUCGCCCUGUUGAUCCCCCACCGGUUGUCGAGCUGCGUAUAUUCGAGUCCGAUCCGAACGAUGACGUGCACAAGACAGAUAUCACCUUCGCCUACAACGCCAAUUUCUUCCUGUUUGCUACGCUAGAAACUGCUCGCCCCAUGGCGCAAGGACGGCUUGCCCCAACCCCGACGUUUCCCGUUCUCACAGGUGUCCCGGUGGCGGGAGUGGCAUACUUGGAUCGCCCGUCUCAGGCUGGAUACUUCAUCUUUCCCGACCUUUCCGUCCGUCAUGAGGGUGUUUAUCGGUUGAGCUUCCAUUUGUACGAGGAGACCAAGGACAGCAAGGAUGCGGAUGAAAGUGCACCAAUUCGGUCACCAAUGAUGAAGGGGAAGCCCUCAAUUCCCAAAUCGUUCCUGAACUUCCGUCUCGAAGUCGUAUCGGUCCCGUUCACGGUUUUCAGUGCCAAGAAGUUCCCCGGUCUGACCACCAGCACUUCCUUGAGCCGCAUCAUUGCAGAGCAAGGCUGCCGCGUCCGUAUCAGGCGUGACGUCCGUAUGAGACGACGUGGCGACAAGCGAUCUGACGACUACGACUUCGACGAGGAACGAUCCCACCGCGGCCGUAUUCCGGAUCGGUAUUCAACACCUGACGCCUACGCAAACCCUGUUGAGCGUCCACGAUCGACCAGCAUUGGGUCCGUGGACCCAGCUUUCUCCUAUGGGCCUGAGGCUCCUCGUCGGCCAUCUGCCACGGAGUACGGCUUCCCGAAUCCUCAGGCUUAUCCACGAGCGAUUCCGCCGGCGCCUGCUCCCGCACCACCGGCCUCUUCUACACCCACUCCAGUUGCUCCCAUCGCUCCUUCCCGCAGUUCCUCUUACACUUCUCAUCUUUCUUUCGGCGCGACGCGGACUCAGUAUCCUGCCCCACAACUACCUGGAACUCCUCAGUCUGCAACCACGCCAACUCAGGUUUAUUCUCCUCAUCCGACUUAUACUCACACAAGGAACCCGUCAACAAGCACCGAAUACGAGCCUAUGCCCUCUGGCUAUCCCCCAUCUCGAUUGCCGGCGGAGCGUUCUACCUACUCGAAGCCAUUGCCGCCUAUCCGCGUAUUGCAUCCUUCAGAUCCUACCGCAUAUCGGGCCAUGGCCAAUCCUGUGCCACCUCGCGCCCCAACUCCCUCCAAUGCCGCUCCUUCACUUCCGCCCAUCGCAUCCAUCUCCGCCGAAUACUCGAAUAAUCUGCCGCAGCCACCGAGCAAUCUGGCGCCUAGUCCGAACCGGGAACCCAGGGGAUUCUUGUGGGAUACCCGCACGGCAGCGUCUUCGAAGCGACCUCAUGAGGAUGCGUUUGGUCAUAGCGAGCGCCCACUUUACAAUGGCAUGCGGCCCGACAACGACAGCUACCCCAGCGCGGACCGCAGGCCAUCCGACGUUCAUCGGGCGGCGCUGCUCAGCGACCGGGACGAAAUGGCAUACAAGCGGGCCAACGGGCGGAUGGCCACCAAAAUUUCUCCGGCCAUAUAA